UCUCAUAAUAAUAAUAAAGAUAGAUAUCUAUUAUAAGAACAGAGAUUGAGAUCUCUUUCCUGUGCCUCCUGUUGCCCUCCCUAUCUGAGAGGUGGAUUAGUGCUUUCCCAUAUGUUCAAAUCCUGGCUCGGUUGCGUUGCUUCUUGGACUCGAGAAUAUGAAAAGAUGCCAGAGGUGUCAGUAGUUGGAUUUGAGAAAGAAACUCAAACUGGGCUUUCCAAAGGCCACACAAGUCUCAUGGUGUUCAUAAACAAAUGUUUAUCCCAUCCAAAGUUAAAAUGAAACCUGUAAAUUGCCCCGCCCUCUUGGCAGCUUUUGGCCCUGAAGCUCAACAUAGUUUAUUUGUUUAUCAUUAUACUAAUGGUAUGUUGAAGUCCAGUUGAAGUUGAUGGGCAAAAGGCAAAAGGAACGCGUUUGUUGUUUUGUUUGGCAUAUGUUUGUAGAGAGAGAGGAGAUUCUACUUGCCUUCUACUCUCUUGGCUAAAGCUAUCAGAAAUGGUGCUUUCAAUUAGCGGGCUUAUGAAAAGACUUGAGUGUUAUUAUAUAUAGCAUGAUGAAUUGGGAAAUCAUAUGACUGGGUUAUUUGACUGCCAACCAUCUUAUUCAGUUAACCAUGUUACAGAAGAUCGCCACUGGUUCAGAAAAUGCAAUUGUGGCUGGAAAAACUACACUCACCCUCUCCUCGCUGUUUACAAACCCACUUUCAGUCUCUUCACCAAAAUCCAAACCCAAUAACGCAAACACAAAACCUAACUCUUUUUUGGAUGCAAACAAGUUGAAUUGUCACGUGAAGAGCCAGUGUAAAUCAGGUAUAGUCAACCUCGAGAACGCACAACAAUAUUUCCGUCAACUAAUCCAAGCUAAGCUUAUUCCUUCAAUUGAUACAUUUAAUCAUUUAUUAACUUCAGUUUCCAAGUGCAAGGGUUACCUUUUACUGUUUUCUAUGUAUAGAAAGUUAAAUUAUAGAGAAAUUAAGCCUGAUUUGUAUACUUUAAACAUUUUGAUCCAUUGUUGUUGUCGUAUGAGGAAAGUAAAACAUGGGUUUGGUGUGUUCGGUAAUAUUUUAAAGAGGGGUUUUGAGCCUGAUUUGAUUACAGUUACGACUUUGCUUAAGGGUCUGUGUUCAGAAGGUAAAGCUUUGGAUGCGGUUAAGGUGUUUGAUAAAAUGAGUGAAACAGGGUUUCAAGGUGAUGUUUUCGUAUACAGGCUUCUCAUUAAUGGCCUUUGCAAGAUUGGUGAGAUGAAUUUUGCUCUUCAGUUGCAUAGGAGUAUGAAUUGUAAGGCAAAUGUGAUCACUUAUAGUUUGAUUAUUGAUGGUCUUUGCAAAAAUGGACGUGUUGAUGAGGCGAUAAAGGUGUUAUUGGAAAUGACAAGAAGAGGAAUUAGCCCUGAUGUUAUUGUUUAUAGUUCAUUGAUUAAUGGGCUGUGUAAUUUCAGUCGGUUGAAGGAGGCUGUUGAAUUUUUUGAUGAAAUGGUUGGUCAAGGGAUUACUGCAGAUUUGGUAAUUUAUAACUCAUUGAUUCAUGGUUUUUGUCAAAUGGGAAUGUGGAGUGAAACCAAAAGAGUUUUUGAACAGAUGAUGGGAGAAGGAAUUUCACCUGAUGUUGUAACUUACUCAAUUUUGAUAGAUUGUCUAUGCAAAGAGGGAAAGGUGGGAGAAGCCACAGACAUUCUCGGUUUGAUGAUUAAGCAAGGGAAAGAUCCUAACUUAUUCACUUAUAACUCACUAGUAGGUGGUUUAUGUUUGGUUGAUCGACUUGAUGAUGCUGAAAAAUUGUUGGCAACGAUGGUGGGUGGAGGUUUUCAGCUCAAUGUAUACAGCUACAAUAUAAUGAUGGAUGGCUAUUGCAAGAGUUGGAAGAUUGAUAAAGCAAUUCACCUCUUUCAAGAAAUGCUUCGAAGGGGAGUGAAGCCUACUACAGUUACUUACAACACACUGAUCACUGGAUUUUUCCAGGCAGGGAGAAUAAGAACCGCACAAAAGCUGUUUAAUGAGAUGGCUACUGCUGGUGUAUCUCCAGUGUUAGCUACAUAUGCAGUCAUGCUAAAUGGGCUCUGCAAAAAUGGCUGUAUUGAGGAGGCAUUGGAUGUUUUCCACUCCCUUGAGACUUCCAGAUAUGAACCAACCAUCGAGGUUUUCAGUAUACUAAUUGAUGGUAUGUGUAGAGUAGGUAGAUUGGAUGAAGCACAAAAGAAGUUUGAUGAGAUCUCAAAGAGAGGCUUGGUUCCUGAUGUUGUAACAUACAACAUAAUGAUCAAUGGCCUCUGCAAGAAAGGGAUGUUAUUGGAGGCUGAUAAGCUGCUAGUUCAAAUGGGUGAAAAGGGAUGUUUACCAGACUCUAUCACAUUCAACACCAUCAUCCAGGGCUUUCUUCAAGAAAAUGAUGUCGAUAAAGCAAUGCAACUUCUGAUGAAAAUGCGAAACAGGAACUUGUCGCCAAAUGAAGUAGUCACUGCAAUGCUACUACAGCAUGUCGUGGAGGAUGCUGGAUGCCGCGAAAUGAUUGAGUCACUUCCAAAUGUCUCCUGUUGUUCUUCUGUAGAUUCUGUACUAUGGGGUAACAGAGAUCCCAUUAAAUCAGUAGCUACAUCUUUCUCUGCGACAUGAUCAAAUACAAUUUCUCAUUUUUUAACAUCUGGACUUCCAUGUUAAAAAAGUUAUUAAUUCAAUACAGCUGCCCUUUUGGUUUUCAGAUCGAUAGGGCAGUAUUCCAAGGCAAA
Molecule: messenger RNA, 2721 nt
Organism: Mangifera indica (mango)
Lineage: Eukaryota; Viridiplantae; Streptophyta; Magnoliopsida; Sapindales; Anacardiaceae
Product: pentatricopeptide repeat-containing protein At1g63330-like
Exons: 1
Coding region: 614-2608 (664 amino acids)
Molecular function (GO): protein binding
Source: RefSeq, a predicted model, not a curated record